Molecule: messenger RNA, 1719 nt
Organism: Scylla paramamosain (green mud crab)
Lineage: Eukaryota; Metazoa; Arthropoda; Malacostraca; Decapoda; Portunidae
Product: dentin sialophosphoprotein-like
Exons: 3
Coding region: 103-1266 (387 amino acids)
Source: RefSeq, a predicted model, not a curated record
CACACACACACACACACACACACACACACGAGUAGUAUAUAAUUAACGCCCUAGGAAAAUGUCACUUCAUUCGCUUGCAGCGUGCUCACCAACAUCUGCGGAAUGAGGUUCUUGGUCGCCUUCGUUGGCCUGUUGUGUGUGGCGAGAGCAGCAUUAUCCUUCCAUCUUCCUGCUGCCCAAUCCCCACUCUCCCUUGGCCUUCUUGCUGGGGAUGUGGCUGUUGACCGGGGGAUCUCUCCACGCCUUAUGGCCACUGAUGAUGAUGGUGAUUCACGUAUGAUGAGGGACGCCUCUGCUUCUGAUUCAGCUUCAUCUUCUGAAGAGUCUGAUGAUUCUAGUAAUUCUUCUUCACGCAUGAUGAGGGACGACUCUACUUCUGAUUCUUCUACUGAUUCACGAAUGAUGAGGGACGCCUCUGCUUCUGAUUCUGCUUCAUCUUCUAAUGAGUCUGAUGAUUCUAGUAAUUCUGGUUCUUACUCACGUAUGAUGAGGGAUGACUCUGAUUCUGAUUCUGAUUCUGGUUCUAGUGUUUCUAAUGAUUCACGCAUGAUGAGGGACGCCUCUGCUUCUGAUUCUGCUUCAUCUUCUAAUGAGUCUGAUGAUUCUAGUAAUUCCUCUUCACGCAUGAUGAGGGACGACUCUACUUCUGAUUCUUCUACUGAUUCACGAAUGAUGAGGGACGCCUCUGUUUCUGAUUCUGCUUCAUCUUCUAAUGAGUCUGAUGAUUCUAGUAAUUCUUCUUCACGAAUGAUGAGGGACGACUCUGCUUCUGAUUCUGCUUCAUCUUCUGAAGAGUCUGAUGAUUCUAGUAAUUCUUCUUCACGAAUGAUGAGGGACGACUCUGCUUCUGAUUCUGCUUCAUCUUCUAAUGAGUCUGAUGAUUCUAGUAAUUCUUCUUCACGAAUGAUGAGGGACGACUCUGCUUCUGAUUCUGCUUCAUCUUCUAAUGAGUCUGAUGAUUCUAGUAAUUCUUCUUCACGAAUGAUGAGGGACGACUCUGCUUCUGAUUCUGCUUCAUCUUCUAAUGAGUCUGAUGAUUCUAGUAAUUCUUCUUCACGAAUGAUGAGGGACGCCUCUGCUUCUGAUUCUGCUUCAUCUUCUAAUGAGUCUGAUGAUUCUAGUAAUUCUGGUUCUUACUCACGCAUGAUGAGGGAUGACUCUGAUUCUGAUUCUGGUUCUAGUGUUUCUAAUGAUUCACGCAUGAUGAGGGACGCCUCUGAUUCUGAUUCUGAUGAUGAAUCAACUUCUGAUGAUUCUAGUAACUGAUGAUGGUUAUGAUGACUCACGCAUGACGAGAGCCGACCCUGAUUCAAAUGUGGACAAUGAUUUUGAGGAUGAUGAUUUUAAAUCUAAUGAGUCUGAACCUGAAGAUGAUGAUAAGUUAGAAUAAGUAAGAGGGAGAGUGAUAUUUCUAAUUCAAGAGAACCAGUGAUCCCUGUAACCGAGGAGAACCAUUGAUACCUUUAAACAGAACCAAUAAUCUCUAUGACUCAAGAGAAGAAAAAUAUCCCUCCGAUUCAAGAAAACUAAGGAUGCGUCCAGUAGAGAAUUAAUGAUCCCUGUGAUUCAGAAGAACCAAAGUUGCCUCCAAAUCAAGAGAAACAGUUACAGCGACAUUGAGACUGACAGCGAGCACUGAUACCUACGAUACCACUGAUGCCUUCUCAUUUGCAAUCAUACAUGUAAACAUGAAAAGUAAAUAAAGUAUUUAUUGGCUAA